AUGUCUGAGUCUCACACCUACGAGUUCAACGUGUCCAUGAGCUGUGGCGGCUGCUCUGGCGCCAUCGACCGCGUCCUCAAGAAGCUCGAGGGCGUCGAUAGCUACGAAGUCUCCCUCGAGAACCAGACUGCCAAGGUCGUCACCGGCCUGCCGUACGAGACGGUCCUCCAGAAGAUUGCCAAGACUGGCAAGAAGGUCAACUCUGGCAAGGCUGAUGGCAUCGAGAAGUCGGUCGAGGUUCCUGCCCUCGCUUAG
Messenger RNA from Ilyonectria robusta, 255 nucleotides. RefSeq lists its product as uncharacterized. The transcript has 2 exons. The record is from RefSeq and is a predicted model, not a curated record. Gene Ontology annotation, biological process: copper ion transport. Gene Ontology annotation, cellular component: cytosol. Gene Ontology annotation, molecular function: metal ion binding; copper chaperone activity. NCBI's taxonomy places the organism in Eukaryota, Fungi, Ascomycota, Sordariomycetes, Hypocreales, Nectriaceae. The coding region runs from base 1 to 255 and encodes 84 amino acids.